Dreissena polymorpha is the source of this 7248-nucleotide messenger RNA. RefSeq names its product mothers against decapentaplegic homolog 3-like. Gene Ontology annotation, biological process: anatomical structure morphogenesis; BMP signaling pathway; regulation of transcription by RNA polymerase II. The transcript has 10 exons. The record is from RefSeq and is a predicted model, not a curated record. The coding region runs from base 335 to 1636 and encodes 433 amino acids. NCBI's taxonomy places the organism in Eukaryota, Metazoa, Mollusca, Bivalvia, Myida, Dreissenidae. Gene Ontology annotation, cellular component: heteromeric SMAD protein complex. Gene Ontology annotation, molecular function: I-SMAD binding; DNA-binding transcription factor activity, RNA polymerase II-specific; RNA polymerase II cis-regulatory region sequence-specific DNA binding.
UUACUACGCAUUUGUCAGUUAUAAUUAUACUUUUGAAAGUAAGUAAUUUUUUACACAUUUAAAAAAACAAGACGUAUUUAUAACGGUAAAUACCGAUUAUUUUUUAAAGGUGCUUGUACAGAAAUUUCAAAAAGAAUUUUGCAAAUAUUUAAAACUUAUUUGGUGGCGCAAAAACAUUGUGUCCUAAGGUCAAUGUUAUGGCGGAGUUGACUGAAAAAAUGAAAGUGAGAAUUUCGAACAAAAUGGAAUGGUUUUAGCCCAUGCACUGCCUUUUUCUUUCAACCGAUGACUAAACUGCCACAACUACCAAGGCGAUUAGCUUCAAACGUCCACCAUGUCUAGUUUUUCCCCGUUUACACCUCCAAUUGUCAAGCGUCUGUUGAGUUUGAAAAAAUGUGAUUCAGAAAAAGAAGACAAAUGGUCAGAGAAAGCUGUCAAAAGCUUGGUGAAAAAACUUAAGAAAACAGGUGGACUAGACGAACUAGAGAAAGCUGUAACCCAGCAAGAUCCAUCCACAAAAUGCAUAACAAUACCAAGGUAUCCCCUAGAUUCCCAAAUAUCCCUCGACGGCCGACUCCAGGUAUCUCACCGCAAGGGUCUCCCUCACGUCAUAUACUGCCGGCUGUGGCGCUGGCCGGACCUCCAGUCGCACCAAGAGUUGCGGGCCCUUGACCGGUGCGAGUACGCGUACGCACUCAAGAGGGAGGAGGUGUGCGUGAACCCGUUCCACUACACGCGUCUGGAGAUACCUGAGGGUCUGGACAGUAACAGCAACAGCAUGAUGAGCCUGCCUCCUGUGAUGGUACCCCGCACCACAGAGAUACCCAGCAAGCUGCCCGAGUUGGAGAACUAUGCCACAACCGUCCCAGAAAACACGGAGUUUCCAACGGGACUUGGCGAGAACUUCUCUAUACCAGACACACCCCCUCCAGGAUAUAUCAGUGAAGACAAUGACAAUGCAGACAACCAAGGAGAUGUGGACAUGUCUCCCAGCCCUACCAAUCAGAAUCAUCUGGAUGCACAGCCAGUCACAUACAGGGAACCAACGUUCUGGUGCUCCAUCGCUUACUACGAACUGAACACAAGGGUGGGAGAGACAUUUCAUGCAUCGCAGCCCUCUCUGACGGUGGAUGGCUUCACAGACCCAUCAAACUCUGAGAGGUUCUGUCUGGGACUGCUGUCAAACAUCAACCGGACCCAGCAGGUGGAAAUGACUCGUAGACACAUAGGUAAAGGUGUGCGGCUGUACUACAUUGGAGGCGAGGUGUUUGCUGAGUGCCUCAGUGAGAGUGCGGUGUUUGUCCAAAGCCCAAACUGUAACCAGCGGUACGGCUGGCAUCCAGCUACAGUCUGUAAAAUACCUCCAGGUUGCAACUUGAAGAUCUUCAACAACCAGGAGUUUGCAGCCCUACUUGCCCAGUCAGUGAAUCAGGGCUUUGAGUCUGUGUACCAGCUGACCAGAAUGUGCACCAUACGCAUGAGCUUUGUGAAAGGAUGGGGAGCUGAGUACAGACGCCAGACAGUGACCAGUACCCCCUGCUGGAUAGAGAUCCACCUCAAUGGCCCUCUACAGUGGCUGGACCGUGUACUCACACAGAUGGGCUCCCCUGGCCUGCCGUGCUCCAGCAUGUCAUAAUCUCAUCUGUACACAGUCACGGAUAACUUGAACUACCCAUGUGUUGUGGUUUAUGAUGUGAUUUUCCUAUGUUUGGAGAAUCGGUUAAUAGAGUGUGUCAUGUUCUGGGCAUAAUGCAUGCGCGUAAAGUGUCGUUCCAGAUUAGCCUGUGCAGUCCGCACAGGCCAAUCAGGGACGACACUUUCCUCUUAAACUAGAUUUUUUGUAAAAAGGGACUUCCUUUAAAAGAAGAAUACCAUUAAAGCGGAAAGUGUCGUCCCUGAUUAGCUUGUGCGGACUGCACAGGCUAAUCUGGGACGGCACUUUACGCACAUGCAUUUUGCCCAAUUUUCACACAUUCAGACACAUAGGGUGUCCUUCUCGUACACAAGUCAUGAACAUCUUGCUCUAAGGAGUGUUUAUGGAAGGGUUGUCCUCCUGUCAGCUGAUUGACUCUUAUCCAGUGUCAAGACAACCCUACGAAUAUUUCUUAAUUUUUGUUUGAUGUAUUUAUAGACAAGAGUCUGGUGAACAUAGUUAGGGUGGUUUGAUGGUAAUAUCCCUUGAGGUGUUACGGAAAUCAUGCCUGGCGUUAUUUUUUAUUUUUUUAGAAAUCUGAGAUGUAGGAUGUCCGAAUCUUUCACAAUUUCAUAGCAGUGAUACAGAUGAACCAACGCUGGUAUCUAUUUAUACAUACAAGGAGGUGUUGUGAUGUGGUUUUGGCUUGGUAGCUAAGAUGCAGACCUUGAUUACAAAGUUCAUUUAAUGCAAUAUAAUUAUUUUGUAACAAGUUGAAAAUCUCAUAGUCUCAUUGUCACAUUUCUUGUUUUAAUCAAUUAAUAUUCAGCUGUAAGUUUACACAUACUAUAAAACUAAAACAGAGAUUCAAUAUGUCUUUUUGGUCAUUAAAUCAUGUGAUUAACCCUUUCAGUGCGGGAACCGGAUUUUGAAGGCCUUUGCAAACAGUUUGGAUCCAGAUGAGACGCCACAGAAUGUGGCGUCUCAUCUGGAUCCAAACUGUUUGCUAUUCUGAUAGUAUUCUUGAAAAUUUUGUGAAGAAAAUGCUUAUUUUAGAAAUUCAGCAGAAGACAUUUUAGCAGACGACAAAUUUCCCAGCAUGCAAAGGGUUAACAGAAAAUGUACAUAAUACUAUUAUACUGGAAGAAUAGUCUAUUGCAUUGUCUUGAAACAGCUCUUGGUAGUGAAACAGCAUUACAAUUAUCUGAACUCAUUUAUGUAUGUUUGGGGGGUCAUUAUUUCCCUUUACAUUAAAAUGAGCACAUUAAAUAAAGCUUAGUUAAGUAAUGGCUUUUUGAUAGUUUUCAUGACAUUGUCAACCUUGACCUUGAAAUACAAAAUCUUUGUCAUAGCAAAAAAUGAAUAAUCCAUACACCUGACAGUUUUUAUGUGGACUACGUGUGGACACUCUGACCUUAGUAAUUAUAAUAGGAAUGGCAAUGGCAACACUUGUAUGAAACUUUUCAUUGGUUUAUGAUGAUUUUCAUGUUCUCUGUGUGUUUAUAUUAACUGACAAAUGGUGCUGACAACGGUAAAACAAAGAUAUGGUACAAACUGACAAGUGAGAUUUGGAACAAACUGAAAAGUGAGAUAUCAUACAAACAUUUAAGUGUGAUGCAUUGAAUUGAGAUAUGGUGCACUAUUUGAAAGUGAGAUAUCAUACAGACAUUGAAGUGAUAUACAUUAAAGUGAUAUAUAUGGUACAUAGUUUGAAGUCAGAUUGGUACAAACUUGUAAACAGUGCCGAUUGAUUCUGUUUGAAGAGAUGAAAGCUUCUUCAGAAGUUACAAUGAAAAACAAUAGUUUGACCUUUCAAAUUGUAUGUCUUAGUUGCUUGAUUCUUCAAUUGACUUAUAAAGGCUAUUGACAGGUAACAGUUUAAUGUUUUAUCCAAAACAAGAGCAUUUGUUAAACAAAACUGACUGAAGUUUUAUGUCAUAGAAAACUGUAUGUGCAUUGGGAACUAUGAAAUAAUUUUUCAUAAACGCUUUUUGUGACAAUGGAAGUAUUGAGCAAGUAAUGCAUGUUAUGCUUGGUUAAUAGGCAUUUUAUAACGUUGACAUGUUUAUAACUGAAUGAUUAUUUUAUGACAUCUGUGUUAAACAUGUCAGGGCGGUGAAUUUUGCAUAGAAAUCUUUGGAUGUUACUUAACAGGGGUACUUUUGAAAAUGGGAGGAGAACAAAAUGAGGUUUAGGGUAUGAUAGCGAUUAAUUUAUAGAAUGGCUAUUUGACCACCGAGAAAGUGUUAUUGUUAUGGCCCAUUUCAAAGCAACACUGCCCACACCACUUAAUUAAGGUUUUUUGUUAGUAGUUUAUUUGUGCAGCCAAUCCAUCUAAACGAUAAUCAGGCGUGCAAAAAUGGCUGAAAGUUUAUGUGGAUAUGUUUAAAUAUGAAUCCUGAACAGAAAAUUAUGCUGUACAAGUAAAAUAAACAAAGGGAUGAAGGCAUUCACAAAUUCAUUUUAUUGUAAAGUGUCUGAACGGCAUCAGAAGAAAUGCAAAGUUUUGAUCUGUGAUAUGUUUAUCAAUGUUUCCACUGCUGGUUGAGUGCAUUGUCAGUUCUAAGGUAAUUAACUUUGGAUUUUGGCUGGGCCAUGUUGCUUUUUGAGAGUGCUAUGUUACAUCAGAGACCACCUGGCAAACUGUAAGAAGUACCUGCAGAAGUGGGCAUUAUUAGAUGGGAUAUUUUAUUCACAAGAAGCUGUCCAUUUAUCAAGGUGAUUGUCACUUAAUUGUGCUCAGGAGGCUUUAUUAUAGACAGUUAAAUUCUAUAAGCAAGCAGUGUAUUUAAAAGUGAUUUAUGAUACAACCAGUUCUCUCAAGAUUUGUAGCUGGUUUUGAAGCCAAUAUUCGCAGCCCUGACAUGUAGUUGAUAAGCUUAUUUUAAUACUAUUCAUGCUGUUAUGCUUUCAAUGGUGUAAAUUCACUUGAUGGCAUAUGCUUAAUGUAUUGCGAUAGUAAUGUUUUUCCCAAUUUAUAAUCUCUCAAAUAGUGUUACAGCAUUAAAUGUAUUUAUUGAGGCAUUAAAUGUACAUAUAAGGCUAAAAAACCAAUACAUCAAAUUUCAAGAGAAUGUUCAUUAAAUGGCAUUUUAUAGAAAUGUCAGGGGCUUGUAUUUAAGAUGAUAGGUAAAUAGAAUGUGUAUCAAAGUAGGGCUUGUUGUUCUUUAAGAUUGCCUGAUAUAUAAUGCUAGCAUUGUUGUUGAAUGUAGUGCAAUCCAGUGUGUUUAUUGUUGAUCACAAUGGUUUAAAAGAUAUUGAAUUGUUCACCAUAAUAAUGUUGUGCUGCCGGUUGUUUAGUAUGAAUGUGAUUUAGCCAUUGAUAAGUUGUAAUGUCACAUGGGAACAGGGUCAUUAUUACAAUUGGUAUCCUAUCCAUAUGCGGCCUGCGUAGCUAUAGACAAGCCUGCCCAUUUGUGCUGUUUUGGUAGGAGCUUCCCUGUCCCCUGUAAAUUCUGGUGUCACGGGGGGGGGGGUUUACCUGUGUGGACUACAUAGGCUAAUCUGGAAUGGCCCUUAACCCUUUCCCACUCAGAAGCAAAGUAAAAAUGGCUAUGUGCAAUCAGCAUAAAACCAGAAAAGCCUGCGAGUAACUUGCAGUCUGUUCAGGUUUUAUGCUGUCUGCUGCUCAUCAGUAUCUAAGGGUUGAAAAUGAAGCCUUUAAAACUUGAAUCUAGUAAGACAGGUCUUAAGUUAUAUUUAACUUUCUAAGUGACUUCAAUUGUGUAAAAAUACCUAUCUAAGUGGUUAAAUACGUGUCUAAUUAGUAAAGGGUUAAGUACGUAUCUAAUUAGUAAAGGGUUAAAUACGUGUCUAAUUAGUAAAGGGUUAAGUACGUAUCUAAGUGGUUAAGGGUUAAUACAAAUGUAGUAAGCCCAGUUUUCCCAGGACAAGGCUCUAAUGUAGAUCUUCCUCUUAGAUCUUCCUCUAAUGACGCUAGAGGUAGCUUGUUCAAAGUCUAGUAUUAAAAUGAAGUUGAAAGGAAUAUAAUUCUGGACUUCAUCUGUUAAAUAUAUUGUUUUAAAGUUUUAUGAAGCAUGAUCAUGUAAUGAAAGCUUGUUUGUUUAUAAAUGUUUAGAUGUAGAACAAUUAUUAUUAUGAUUGCUUUUUACAUGUCCAUGUUAUUUGCUUGUAGAUAAAUGUUUGUUCCAUUUAUACAUCAUAACAAAGUAAAAAAUACUUUAUUUUGAUAGCUUAUUUCCGCUACUAGAAAACUUUAUCAAUGUUAAAUAUCUAUGUUGGGAAACUGAUUUUAUUCUAAAAUUUGGCUGUGUUUUUUAUCAAUACUUUUGUUAAUAUUGAUAAUAGAUUUGCAGUUUUAAGAGUUGUGGCAUUAUGGAAAAUCCUAUUUGAAUUUUCACUUAAGUGAACAUUUUAGUGCACAUGUUCUAAAUAGCAUUGAUGAUCCAUUCUUUAUUGUAUGAUUUUUCAAAAUUUACAUUUUUUUCAUUCCACAUUUUUUACGUCACUGCAAACUUAACAAUCUUGAAAGAUUGACCAAAACUGGAAAAGGAUUUAUAGGUAAUGAGUUUAUUAUACUACCUUGAGGGUUUGACAUUGUUAGAUUGGGUGAAACAAAUUGUAAUGUGUAUACAUGUAGUGCUAUUUUAUAUGCAAGUUUUAAAAAUAACUUAUGCUUUGGAACUCCAUUAAACCAUUAAAUGAAAUAUGGGCUGGUAAUAGCAAAGCUAUUCUACUGAUGUGAAAAUUUCACAUCACACUCAGUGGAAAGUUCUCAGAACAUUUUGUACAAAAUCCAGUAUUAUCUGCAUAUUUGAGACAUAAAUAAUAAUUAAUUUUGCAGUAUUUACUUGUUUUUAUAUUUCCUUGUGAAAAUGUAUGAACACAGACUAACAAGAAAGCGGCAUUUUGCAAAUUUGCUUAACCUUUUCAGCGCUGGAACCGAAUUUUAAAGGCCUUUGCAAACAGUUUGGAUCCAGAUGAGACGCCACAGAACGUGGCGUCUCAUCAGGAUCCAAACUGUUUGCUAUUCUGAUAGUAUUCUUUGAAAAAAUUGUAAGAAAAUGCUAAUUUUACAAAUUCAGCAGACGACAUUUUAGCAGACUACAAAUUUCCCAGCAUGCAAAGGGUUAAGUGUUCCCAGAGGAGCUAAGUGAUUUGUAGUUACAGGCCUUUUACAUUUUGUAUGCGUACCCUUUUCUGUUUUCCAUAGAACGACAAUAUAAACUUUUUUAAAUUUCACAACCCACAUAAAGUUGAAAAAGCUCAUUGUUGAUUGAACUUUUUUAGUUAUAGUUUCAAAUAUUUAAAGUUGCGUUUGUACAAUUUCUGACUUUUGUUCAUAUGUUUACAUACCCAAGCAGGUCUUGCAUUACUUUCUUAGAAUUUAUUUAUGAGGUAUUUGUUCACUGUCAAAACUAUUUUUAAAAUAAUACUUAGAAUUUACUAAGACUUAGUGUUUAUUAGGCUUCCAAAAAAUGUGCAUAAGCUGAUAGGUUUAUGCCUACGAUUGUUAAAUCAACAGGUAGACUGUAUUAUAAGUGGUGUAUGCUUCACUCAACAUUUUAAACUGCGUUUCAUGUGUACAUUUUUAUGUAUAUAUGUGAUAUGAAAUGCUAUGUUAUGUGAUGACUGAAUAAACACCUGCAUACAUA